Messenger RNA from Brassica rapa (field mustard), 2999 nucleotides. Its product is annotated as cytochrome P450 708A2-like. The record is from RefSeq and is a predicted model, not a curated record. Gene Ontology annotation, molecular function: heme binding; iron ion binding; monooxygenase activity. NCBI's taxonomy places the organism in Eukaryota, Viridiplantae, Streptophyta, Magnoliopsida, Brassicales, Brassicaceae. Gene Ontology annotation, biological process: brassinosteroid biosynthetic process; sterol metabolic process; brassinosteroid homeostasis.
GUUGUUGUCAAGGUCAAGCAUUGAGACUUGAGAGGCAGCGCAUGAUGAGUUUCAUGUGGAACAUUGAGGUAUUAGUCAUAGCUUUAGUUGUUGUAAGGAUCAGCCAUUGGUUGUACCAAUGGUCGAACCCAAACGUCAGGUGCAGUGGCAAGUUACCGCCAGGUUCAAUGGGUUUCCCGCUCAUCGGAGAGACAGUUGAUUUCUUUAAGCCUUGUGGAUUUCUCGAGAUCCCAUCCUUUUUUCAGAAUAGGAUGCAAAGGUACGGGUCGUUGUUUCGGACCAAUAUUAUGGGUUCUAAAACUGUGAUAUGUACGGACUCAGAUGUUAUCUUCGAGAUUUUUCGACAAGAGAACCAGUCUUUCGAACAUAGCUAUCCUGAUGUUUUUGUCAAGGUUCUUGGAAAAGAUAAUUUGUUUUUCAAGACAGGGGACAUCCACAAGCAUUUAAAGAAAACCACUAUGCAUCUUAUUGGUUCUGAAGGUUUGAAGAUAAAUAUGAUAAGAAGCAUGAACCAGGCGACCCGCCAGCAUCUUAACUGGAAGGCUAGCGAAGGCACAUUCGACCUUAGGGAUGCAGUUUCAAGUUUGAUAUCAUCGUACAUGACAACGAAGCUGAUAAGUAACCUCAAAACAGAGUCUCGAGCAAAACUUAUAGAUCAUUUCAAGGCCUUCAAUUUAGAUUGGAUCCGGUCACCCUUUGCUCCCUCCACCUGGAAAAUUAUUUACGAUGUCCUUAAGGCAAGAAAAGGAGCGAUGCAGGUAAUAAAGGAAGCUCUCAAGAAGAGGAAAGAGUCAAGAGAACAACACGGAGACUUCCUAGACACGUUACUAGAGGAGAUGGAGAAAGAAGGCAGCAUUUAUGACGAAGCUUCUGUAAUAAACCUUCUCUUAACUAUUGGAGUCAUCUCAAAAGAUACUACAUCUGUCGCUACUGCCUUGAUGGUCAACUUGCUAUUCAAAAACCCAAAAGUGCUUACAGAGCUGAAGAGAGAGCAUGAGGCGAUUUUACAAAAGAGAGAAGAUAAGGAAGCUGGAGUUAGCUGGGAAGAUUACAAAUACAACAUGACUUUCACUAACAUGGUUAUCAAUGAGUCACUUCGACUGUCAAACUUGGGUUCCAUAUUAUUUAGAAAGGCCCUGAAAGAUGUUGAAAUUAAAGGAUAUAUAAUUCCAGCGGGUUGGAUCGUGGCCGUUGCACCAUCUGUGGUUCACUAUAACUCUCAAAUCUAUGAAAAACCGUUGGACUUCAAUCCCUGGAGAUGGGAGGGGAAAGACUUGAGGUCAGUGACUAAAACUUUGAUGGUGUUUGGAGGUGGAACGAGACAGUGUGUAGGAGCAGAUUUUGCGAAGCUUCAAAUGACAGUCUUCCUUCACCAUCUUGUGACCACUUACGAUUUCUCGGUGGUCCAAGCAUGUGAGAUGACUAGGACACCAUUUCCUUGCAUCACCAAGGACCUGCUUAUAAACAUCUCCCCAAAGUCCCCCAAGUGAACCUUUCCGUUCCAAGUCUUAUUAAUUAACUCACUAGUUCUAAUAAAUUGAGCAUUUCAUCCAUAAUAAAGACUAGUUUCUGCAAUCUUAAGAAUCCUUCAGAGAUUCUGAUCAAUAUAACUAUAUAACUUAUCGUUUAUAAUUUUAAGAUAUUCUACCAUAUUUUUGUGUGAAUUGCCGCUUUAAAUUAAAGAACUUUCAAAACAAAUAAUCCAUAUUUUAAAAACCCAAUAACAAUGAAAAUGCUUUGGGAUUGGAGAGCGCUUGCUCAUGUUUGCAUGGUCAAAAACACUCGAACAAAACAGGUUUAUUUUUUUCCCUUUGUCCGCUACAACUAGGGUUGGGCAUAUUAUUCGUUAAAUUUCAUCCGAUCUAUUAUUUUUUUAGAUUUGAUCCAAAAAUCUGGAUAUCCAUACAGCUUCUGAUCAAAGAAAGUAUAGCAAAAUGUGAUAUCCGUAAAAAAUAAAGCAAAUCACACAUAUUAUUUUUUUAAAGCUGGAUAUCUGAUCCGAUCCGUAUAUUUAUGGAUAUGUAAUGUAAUUUUAUAAAAGCCAUUAUAUAUAUACACAUAUUUUAUGAAAUAACUUGGUUAAUUUUGUAUUUUAAGUUGUUUUUUAAUAUCUUUGUUUUGGGUUACUUAAUAUCUAGUUUAAUGUUUAUAUUGAGUCAAAUGUUAACAUAUGAUUUUUCUUAUUAGGUUGUUAAUAUUAUUAUUUUUUUGUUUUUGCUUUACAACUUAUGUUAAAGAUAUUUUUUUUUGGUAUGAUAUUAUUAUUUUAUUUUAAAUUGGUACCAUGAAGGUUUGUUUAUUUAAUUUUAAUGUUAUAUUUAAUUUACUUUUAUUUUAAAUAUUUAUGAUAUACCUGACGGUGAAUCGAGUAAUCCGCGAAUAUUUUUUAAAAAUUGGAUAUCCGUCAAAACGAAUCACAAAUAUAAAUAUUUGUUUGGAGAAAUUAUUAUAAAUUGUAAAGCCAUCAGCAAGUUAGACAAUGAUUUAGCACCAUGGCUAGGUUUUCUCGGUUAUCUUCCUAAAGGCUAAAACUAUCAUAGAUAUGAGGUAUUGGACAAAUAUAAUUUAACAUCUGGUUAAGAUGUUGAGCAUGACAAGUUCAAAAUUUGUCAUGCACAUGUUUAAAUUAUAAAUGGGUGAAUGUAGAGACAUAUUUAGUUAUUUUAAUGGAUGUGUUUUGAUGGAUAUGUUUUCGUGGAUACAUUUGUUAUAUUUCUGUUAGUAUUUUUUUGGAUAGAUUCUUUUGAUAUGUUUCAUGGAUACAUUUGUAUAUAUGUUAUGUCUAAUACAUAACUCACUUAUUCAAACUCAUUUGCUCAUAGCACUAUUUUCCAUCGACAAUUUUGUCGUCCAUAUUUUCGCCCAUCAAAAAUUUAUCCAAAAAACAUUGAUCCACAAUUAUCAAAAUACACGGUAAACAUAUUUAAAUUUGAUAUUUUUUAACAAAAUGUAUUAAAAUAUAUACAUAUGGAUAUCUAAAUAUAAAGAAAGAAAAGUUA